GCUAGAUGUAUCACACUCGAGCUCGGGUAGGAAGAACUUACGAUCGUGUCAUCAUAUCUCGGCGGCGAAAGCUCAGCGAUCAUGACGGACGUUGACAUGCACAUUAUCAAGGGCAACACCUCGUCAGCGAGCAACGUCUACCACAACGCCCUCCUUCGAUCAGGGAUCAUCGAAUGUAUUCAUCAUCAGCAUGAGCAGGCUGAUGUGUUUUCCUUUGCGCUGACCUCCAAAGAGGCUUACCAAUCGGCCUUGCGGUACUUGAGACGAAAGGUGACCUUUUCGCAGGUCAUCGAAGCGAGCAGAUGUGAUCGGUACGCACAAUACUUGGAAUCGGUACAUGCUCUGGUGGUACAGGAACAUUCGAUUCGACUAGUCGACGGUCAACUCUUAGUCGAAGGGGAGAAGCAGUCAGCCGACGCCGAUAUCGUACUCUUCCUGAUCCGAUCGUAUCCCUACAAGACACCUCACGUGUUCCACCUCAAGGGCAUUCGAUACAUGCCAAACCUCCGAUGGAUCUCCAUCGAAUGUUGUCCGUCCGACCUGUUGGACCCAAAGUUGAACCUCAAGCCGUCCGUCCGUGUACAUGUGGAGAGGAAGGAGAUUUACCAGGUGGGCCCGCGUCGCAUCGAGGUCACGAGCAGGGCGAAGGGGCAGAUACGGCGUUGGGAUUGGGAAACGCUUUGGGACCCGCAAGCGAUGCAAUUAAAAGACAAUCCUUCGUCUGCUUUCCAACGCUGGUCCAAGCAGGUAGUCUUGGAUACGAUCACCAUCUGGCCGUCAGAGCGUAGUGCGAUCGAAGAGGAAGACACGGACGACGAUCUCUGGGUCGACCCAGUGAUUCAAUCUCUCCGACACUGGAAAAUGGACACGCGUUUAAAUCGUCUACGUAACCUCUACAUCGAGGACCAAGAUAUCUGCGCAGAGACGCUCCAAAUGAUCCUCCGCCAAUGCCCCAUGCUUGAACAGAUUGAGGUCUCAUUGUCAAGUGACUCGCGUGAAGCGGAAGAUUACGGGCUGUUACAGGAUCUCACUGGGAGAUGGGGCUUGAUCGACGUCACGUUGAGGGGAAACGCAAAGAUCGAAUGGUUACCCUUUCUUCGGCGGUGUAAACGGGUCUCCCUACUUUCCCUACGGGAGGUCGAUGGAGAGAGAUUCUCUCCGCCGUCCGUCUUGAGAUGUUGGAACGUCUCGGAAUGGGAAGACCUUUACAACGAAUACAAUCUAGACCUGGACAGGGUCUACCUCGAAGACCUCACCGUCGACUUGCCGAUCUCGGGUGUCCGGACGUGUUUACAAGCGGAUACGUUGAUCAGAUUCAUCAAGACGAACACGACGGACCAGACGAGAGUCCACCUGAACGUGACCGGAGCAAAGGUGGAUUUUGACUUUGAAGUCAAAGGAGCUGUUGACGAGGACGAUGAUGACUUAAAAGUGUCCGGUAGGGAUGUCGAGAUGAUGCGAGCGCAUCGGGCCAUCUUGCGUUACGCUGCGGACGAGCGGGAAAAGCUGGAUCGUGCCGUCUCAUGACCCACCGUCUAGGGUUCAAGUCAGGAUCAUUGCGUCUGACCUUGUCUGCCCGUCUAGAGCCCCUGAUCCAAUAUUUGGUGGCACAAGACGAUCAUCAAACAAGGAUCGUGUCACACCGAAAUGGGUCGAAUUGACCGGGACAUGUACAGCACUUUACAUAGGUUUGCCAAAGUCGCAUCCUCUGCUUGAACUACCAGAACGUGAUGCCUAUGUGCAGCAGCGAUACCAAAUCCAUGGGGUGUCUCGAUGUAACAAUCUUGAUAGUUUUGCGAAUCUUGGUCCGUACCUAAAAUUACUCGC
Messenger RNA from Filobasidium floriforme, 1827 nucleotides. RefSeq lists its product as uncharacterized. The record is from RefSeq and is a predicted model, not a curated record. NCBI's taxonomy places the organism in Eukaryota, Fungi, Basidiomycota, Tremellomycetes, Filobasidiales, Filobasidiaceae. Bases 82 to 1527 code for a protein of 481 amino acids. The transcript has a single exon.